CUGGUUCCUUUUUCGCUUAGACGGUGAAGGUGCAACAGUAAUCGGUCGUCCCGAAUCCGGGUUCAUCCGACACCCUCACCAAUUCAAAUCGAACUGAGCUCAACUUCAGCUGAUACGCCAUGCCUCCUAAAUUCGACCCCAACGAGACUAAAGUUGUGUUCUUGAGGUGCACAGGAGGAGAGGUUGGUGCCACAUCCUCACUGGCCCCCAAAAUUGGACCUUUGGGUCUUUCCCCCAAAAAGGUGGGUGAUGACAUUGCAAAGGCUACCGGUGACUGGAAGGGUCUGCGUAUCACUGUGAAACUGACCAUCCAGAACAGACAAGCAGCGAUUGAGGUAGUGCCAUCAGCCUCUGCCCUCAUCAUCAAGGCUCUGAAGGAACCUCCCCGUGACAGGAAGAAGGUCAAGAACAUCAAGCAUGCUGGAAGCGUUACAUUUGAUGAGAUCGUCAGCGUUGCCCGUGUCAUGAGGCCACGAUCAAUUGCCAGGGAGCUUUCUGGCACCAUUAAGGAGAUUCUGGGCACAGCACAGUCUGUGGGCUGCACCAUUGAUGGUCGUCCUCCCCAUGAUGUCAUUGAUGACAUAAAUAGUGGCAAAGUUGAAUGACCAGCUGAAUAAAUACAAUCAAGACAAUAAAAUUUGUUGAUAAACUCAA
This is a messenger RNA of Triplophysa rosa, 654 nucleotides long. It is a transcript of the gene rpl12, whose product is annotated as ribosomal protein L12. Gene Ontology annotation, molecular function: structural constituent of ribosome; large ribosomal subunit rRNA binding. Gene Ontology annotation, cellular component: cytosolic large ribosomal subunit; ribosome. Gene Ontology annotation, biological process: translation. The transcript is spliced from 7 exons. NCBI's taxonomy places the organism in Eukaryota, Metazoa, Chordata, Actinopteri, Cypriniformes, Nemacheilidae. The record is from RefSeq and is a predicted model, not a curated record. Bases 120 to 605 code for a protein of 161 amino acids.